AUGUCUACACUUCUGCACUUUCUCCUACUACAUGUAUUCAUAGAGGUUGUUGUUAGAUAGAAAUGGGAGUUCCCUCUUGACUAAAGACAAGAAAGUCAACAAGACUUGAAGAAGCCCUGCAGCACAGGUUGAGCUCAACAUGCCAAAAGAGAUGACAUAACUGUCUGACACACGUUGUUUCAGUGAAUGGCAGCUUAACUCAAUGAACCACAUUGUGUCCGUGAUUGGCAGCAGAUAAAUAAAGGACAAGUAUCUGUGAAACCAUAGCAAGAUCUAGGAAUGUCCUACCAACACACCCAGAGCAGGGCACACCGGGUUUGACAGCAGACAGCGGAGGUGAACAGACACACAUGCCUGACUUGAAGAUGAUGCUGCUCAGCCUUGCGGUCCUCUCCCUCCUCGUAACGCCAGGGCUGUCACUAAGCUGCUACGUGUGCAGCUCUGCGGCCACCAAUGAAGAAUGCAACAACAACAACACCACCCAGGAGUGUCAGCCGUUGCUUGACAGGUGCAUGACUAUCGUCAACAUUUUAGGCUCUACCAAAGUCAUAGUGAAGUUGUGCGCCAGUAGGGCCACAUGCAAUGGAGCUGCUGCGACCGCCUCAGUCGACGAAAACGGAAACGGAAACAUCGUCAACUGCUGCAACACCCAUAACUUGUGUAACUUCGGCGGAGCCGAGUCCAUCCACGUACACACAGCACUGCUGCUCUUAACUGGAGGUGUAAUGUUACUGCUGUUACGCUGACAUCAGUGGGAUAUGCUGAGGGAGUUACACUGCUGCUCUGUAUAGAAAAGUGUUUUGAUAAACGUCUCUAAGUCUG
Molecule: messenger RNA, 822 nt
Organism: Sebastes umbrosus (honeycomb rockfish)
Lineage: Eukaryota; Metazoa; Chordata; Actinopteri; Perciformes; Sebastidae
Product: prostate stem cell antigen-like
Exons: 3
Coding region: 351-746 (131 amino acids)
Source: RefSeq, a predicted model, not a curated record